Molecule: messenger RNA, 992 nt
Organism: Microdochium trichocladiopsis
Lineage: Eukaryota; Fungi; Ascomycota; Sordariomycetes; Xylariales; Microdochiaceae
Exons: 5
Coding region: 1-894 (297 amino acids)
Source: RefSeq, a predicted model, not a curated record
AUGACAGCUCGUGAACUUGCCCUGCGCACAAUCCGAUGGCAGUCACGCUCGAGCUGGGCUUUCAGAAGCAUCUGGGAACGAUGCUCCACCGCUGUGAGCGAGGGCUUCAGACUCCCUCUUCGACUGGCUCAGUCAACGGCAGAUCAUGCUUUGCCCGCUCUCCACAACCGUUCGCUGCAAUCUGGCCGUCAUUUCCGUCGUAGCUUUGGUCCACAUCGAAGAGUCGGGAGACCACGUUGUUUCCAACUGGGAUACAAGACACCGUUGGCACCGCGGCAUGGACAUCUCCCCGUGGGCGUCGAUCAGCGCAUUGCACAUUCGGCACGCAUCUUUGCUCGAAGACACUGCCCGUGGCAACAAUGGGAUCGUGUCGCGGUCGAUUUCGUAGAAGUACAACAGGUUGACCUCAUCGUGGACCUUGCCUUGCUUAAGGUCUGGCAUACCCGUGUGUGGAAGGCUUGUUCAGGGUGUCUUGAUGGUCGUUUGUUCUUCGCCAUUUUGGAAGGCCGGCCUGGCGAGGACGUCAGUGGACCCUACUGCGGCUUCGAGCAUGCCGUGGUGGUCCGAGAUUCGCAUGCGACAGUUUGCUCGGGCAAGACGACUGAGGCAAAAUCCGCGCCGCGCACUGUUCAAGCUGAGCCGGCCUUAAAGACGUGGUCGCUCUUGGAGGGACAUAACCUUAAGGCUGCAAGGCUCACGCUACAAGCCCACGGAGCCCAGCGUGGCCAAGAAUUCCGAGAAGGAGUCUGCGAGAAACUGCUUCAUCCUAGCGGCAUCUUUCCUGAGUUAGGAUGGAAACAACGAAGACACCUCCUCAGUAUCAUGGCUCUGAGACAUCCUUGCACGCACGUCUGCGAUUGUGUGCUGCGAGUUGCCCUUGAUAUGCUGGACUAAGAGGCGCCAGCCCACCUCGCUGCGCGAUGAGAAGUCAGUUUGAGCGAGUUUGAUACGGUCUACUAUGCCCAGAGGAUUUUGUCAAGCGGGCGGUUGUG